AUGGCGUUCGCGCCCAUGGGGCCCGAGGCCUCGUUCUUCGAGGCGGUCGACCGGCACCGCGCCUCCCUGCUGGCCGCCCUGAGAGGCGGGGGCGGCGGCGGGCGGGCGGGCGCGCCCCGGGGCCCGGCCUCCAGGUUUGAAGAUUCUGUGGGUCUUCAGAUGGUAUGUAAUUGUGCCAUGAGAAAAAUCAGAAGUGAUUCAACAAAAUCAGUGAAAAAGUUUGCUCUAAUUCUUAAAAUAUUAUCCAUGAUUUAUAAAUUGGUACAGAGCAACACUUAUGCAACCAAAAGAGACAUAUAUUAUACAGACAGCCAACUCUUUGGUAAUCAGACCAUUGUGGACAAUAUUAUCAAUGACAUUUCCUGCAUGUUGAAAUUGCCAAGGAGGAGUCUACAUAUAUUAUCUACAUCAAAAGGUUUGAUUGCCGGCAAUCUGAGGUACAUGGAGGAAGAUGGCACCAAAGUGAAUUGUACCUGUGGCGCAACCGCUGUAGCUGUGCCAUCUAAUAUUCAAGGAAUUCAGAACUUAAUCACAGAUGCGAAAUUUCUGUUAAUUGUAGAAAAAGAUGCAACAUUUCAGCGCCUCCUAGAUGAUAGCUUUUGCCACAAAAUGUCUCCCUGCAUCAUGGUGACGGGAAAGGGAGUGCCGGAUCUGAACACCAGACUUUUAGUCAGGAAGCUGUGGGACACAUUUCAGAUUCCCAUUUUCACUCUUGUAGAUGCUGAUCCACACGGCAUAGAAAUAAUGUGUAUUUACAAGUAUGGAUCUAUGUCUAUGUCCUUCGAAGCCCACAAUCUCACCGUUCCGGCUGUAAGAUGGCUCGGUCUCCUCCCUUCAGAUGUUAAAAGGUUAAAUAUAUCCAAAGAUACUUUGAUUCCACUGACAAAACAGGACCAAAUGAAACUUGACAGUAUCCUGAAGAGACCUUAUGUUAACUGCCAACCCUUUUGGAAACAGGAAAUGGAAUUAAUGGCUGAGAGUAAAACGAAGGCGGAAAUCCAAGCCUUGACCUCCCUGUCAUCAGAUUAUCUUUCCAGAGUAUACUUACCCAAUAAAUUAAAAUUUGGAGGAUGGAUAUGA
Molecule: messenger RNA, 1080 nt
Organism: Sorex fumeus (smoky shrew)
Lineage: Eukaryota; Metazoa; Chordata; Mammalia; Eulipotyphla; Soricidae
Gene: SPO11
Product: SPO11 initiator of meiotic double strand breaks
Exons: 12
Coding region: 1-1080 (359 amino acids)
Biological process (GO): meiotic DNA double-strand break formation; reciprocal meiotic recombination; meiotic DNA double-strand break processing
Cellular component (GO): nuclear chromosome
Molecular function (GO): DNA binding; ATP binding; DNA topoisomerase type II (double strand cut, ATP-hydrolyzing) activity
Source: RefSeq, a predicted model, not a curated record